Molecule: messenger RNA, 1272 nt
Organism: Rosa rugosa (rugosa rose)
Lineage: Eukaryota; Viridiplantae; Streptophyta; Magnoliopsida; Rosales; Rosaceae
Product: ribulose-phosphate 3-epimerase, chloroplastic
Exons: 10
Coding region: 142-996 (284 amino acids)
Biological process (GO): pentose-phosphate shunt, non-oxidative branch; pentose-phosphate shunt; carbohydrate metabolic process
Cellular component (GO): cytosol
Molecular function (GO): D-ribulose-phosphate 3-epimerase activity; metal ion binding
Source: RefSeq, a predicted model, not a curated record
CUGCUGAAAGAUUGGUGGGAACGAAAGUUAGAAGAAGAAGUAGAAAAACAAAGAGCAAGCCUUUCUUCUCUCUCUCUCUCUCUCUCAGUGACUUGUACCUAACCAACGGUUGAGGCCCAGAGACAGAUUCAGAAGAAGAAGAUGUCAGCUGCUUCAUUGUGUUCAUCAACUCUCAAGUCCCAGAUCACUGGACUUGGUGGAGGAGGUCUCAAGCUUCAAAAGCCAUGUCUUUCACAACCCAAUUCGCUUACCUUCACAAGGAGGAAAGGUAAGACUCUGGUGAAGGCUACAUCUCGGGUUGACAAGUUUUCGAAAAGCGAUAUCAUUGUUUCCCCAUCGAUUCUUUCUGCUAACUUUGCCAAGUUGGGAGACCAGGUAAAAGCUGUUGAGUUGGCAGGCUGUGACUGGAUUCAUGUUGAUGUGAUGGAUGGUCGUUUUGUUCCAAACAUUACCAUUGGACCACUAGUGGUUGAUGCCUUGCGCCCUGUGACAGAUCUUCCUUUGGAUGUGCAUCUGAUGAUUGUGGAACCUGAUCAGAGAGUGCCAGAUUUUAUCAAAGCUGGAGCCGACAUAGUCAGUGUUCAUUGUGAACAAUCUUCCACCAUCCAUUUGCACCGUGCUGUUAAUCAAAUAAAGAGUCUGGGAGCUAAAGCUGGAGUUGUCCUAAACCCUGGUACCCCACUAAGUGCAAUAGAGUAUGUCCUCGAUGCUGUUGAUUUGGUUUUGAUUAUGUCCGUAAACCCUGGCUUUGGUGGCCAGAGCUUCAUAGAGAGCCAAGUGAAGAAAAUUUCAGACUUGAGAAGACUGUGUGUGGAGAAAGGGGUGAACCCAUGGAUUGAAGUGGAUGGUGGAGUUACUCCAGCAAAUGCAUACAAGGUUAUUGAGGCUGGAGCUAAUGCUCUUGUUGCUGGUUCUGCCGUCUUUGGAGCUAAAGAUUAUGCUGCAGCCAUAAAAGGAAUCAAAACCAGCAAACGGCCCGAAGCAGUUGCAGUGUGAAUUGAUAUCUGAAUGACCCAUUGUUUUCAGCAGACAUUUAGUACAAGUUAGAAAUUGUACUCGUCACUUCAUCUUCUCCUCGGAUGUGCUCUCACUUCUUGCAAUAUAUUUUUUAUAAGAGAAUAGAGAUAAACAAAUAAGCAAUCAAAUUUGUGGUGCUCCUACUGAUACACAGGUUCUGUACCAUAUCCUUUACAGGGGUUUCAUAAUUCAAACUUCAAGCCGUUGGCUCUGUAAUUGAUCCCUUCCAUCUUAAUGAAGCAUUUCUUCUCUUUC